UCCCGACAGCGAGCUCGAUGCUGAGGGUCAUCCAGAGAGCCUUGAGACCCGCGCGACUCGUCGGAGUUCGCUUCCACGCAGAAGGGGAGGGAGGACGACCCGAAUGGCAAGAUCCCAAAUCCGAGGAUGAAGUAGUCAAUAUAACGUAUAUAACGAAGGACGGUGACGAAUACAAUGUUCGGGGAAAGGUAGGAGACAAUGUUAUGUAUCUCGCACAUCGCUACGGAAUCGAAAUGGAGGGAGCAUGCGAAGCAUCUCUGGCCUGCACCACAUGUCACGUUUAUGUCCUCGGAGAUCAUCUAGAAAGGAUUCCAGGGGCAACAGAAAGGGAAGACGAUCUUCUAGACUUGGCGCCUUUCCUCAAGGAGAAUUCGCGUCUUGGUUGUCAGAUCAUACUUUCGAAAGAGCUCGAUGGUCUGAGGAUACAACUGCCCCGAGCGACGCGGAACUUCUAUGUCGAUGGCCACGUACCCCAGCCGCAUUAG
Molecule: messenger RNA, 485 nt
Organism: Galendromus occidentalis (western predatory mite)
Lineage: Eukaryota; Metazoa; Arthropoda; Arachnida; Mesostigmata; Phytoseiidae
Gene: Fdx1
Product: Adrenodoxin-like protein 1, mitochondrial Ferredoxin 1
Exons: 6
Coding region: 18-485 (155 amino acids)
Biological process (GO): P450-containing electron transport chain
Cellular component (GO): mitochondrion
Molecular function (GO): electron transfer activity; 2 iron, 2 sulfur cluster binding
Source: RefSeq, a predicted model, not a curated record